Messenger RNA from Prionailurus viverrinus (fishing cat), 1218 nucleotides. It is a transcript of the gene POU2AF2, whose product is annotated as POU class 2 homeobox associating factor 2. The transcript is spliced from 5 exons. The record is from RefSeq and is a predicted model, not a curated record. NCBI's taxonomy places the organism in Eukaryota, Metazoa, Chordata, Mammalia, Carnivora, Felidae. Bases 67 to 930 code for a protein of 287 amino acids. Gene Ontology annotation, molecular function: DNA binding; POU domain binding.
AGGAGAACACAUUCACCAGAUAUCCUACAUUGCCGUUAAGAAGGAGAUUCACCAGAACCAUCCAGAAUGGAAAAUGUCACAGGAGACUACAGCAAACGCGUGUAUCAAGGUGUGAGAGUGAAGCACACGGUCAAAGACUUGCUGGCGGAAAAACGAUCCAGGCAGACAAGUAACUCAAGAUUUAAUAGCGGAGUCAGCAACUCCCCGUCUCCAUUUGCCCAGAUGCCAGGUUCACCGGUAACGUCAGGUUACUAUGGUAUCAGAAGAUCUUUCCUCUCUGACUCGGAUUUCCACCACACGAAACAGUUUGCAAACGACGUCUGCACCUCACCGGCGAAGCCCUUUCCCUGUGAGUCCCCCGCAGGGCAGAGCCACCCGGCCCUCCUGGAUUCCUACUUCCCGGAGCCCUACGUAGACCACCGGCCCCCGCCAGGCCUGACCCCCAGCACCGGCUCUCUGUUCAGCGCCUCGCCCCUGCCGCCGCUCCUGCCUCCACCCUUCCCUGGGGACCCCACGCACUUCGUGCUUAGGGACUCAUGGGAGCAAACGGUGCCCGAUGGUCUCAGCCAGGCAGACCCCGUGCCCGCCGAUACCCCGCAGACCUUGCCGCCCAGCACAGGAUGUCUCUCCCAGCUGGAGUCUGGGACCAGCACUCAGCACAGGAGCUCCAGCUGGGGGGCCCCCCUAGCUGGGGCUCAGUCCUACUCCCUGCAUGCACUAGAGGAUCUGUAUCAUGUGCCGGGGUACCCCACCCCACCCCCGUAUCCCUUCACCCCUUUCAUGACCAUGUCCAAUGAUCUGCCGCACAAGGUGGUGCCCCUCGUCCCAGAGGAGGGGGUAGACGCCCCUUCCCUUCAGGACCCUUCUUCGUGGACCAAAGAAGACGGGAGCAUGGCGUGGGGGUCAUAUGAGUGCCGUAGAGCUUACUGAAGGGAGCGCUGUAGGACUUCUGCUGGGCUUUUCUCUGAGUGGGGUUCUGUAUUUCACGGACCAUUUGCAGUGCGGUAGCUUAUUCAUUCAGAACCAGAUUCUCAGAACAGGCCAUCAGGCCACCCUUUGUCAACAGACCACGGGAUUCAUUUGUAAUCCUCCCUACCACAGCCCCAUGAAAUACAACGUACGUUAAUUCGGGACAUCAGACCGUAUUCUAGUGAGACACCUGAGAGCGAUGCCUUUUUGGAACUUUAGUAACACCUUACAUUCUGAAUUUCUGUUAUC